GAAAUUCUGACUUAUUUACUUAUGGUAUUUAUUAAUAAAACGAAAUGCUGGUAUUAUCUAACACACACCGCAUUUGGCUAUAUUUGGCAAUAUUAAAAUAUAUAUUUUGAGAAAUAAACCACGUCUAUGUGGUACGCCAAAUCGCCACAUCGGGACUCGAAUGUACAUAUUCCAUAACAGUAUUCAUAAAAGUACAUUAGUGAUAUAGUAGUACAUACAGGCGUUAGGCUUUCAAUACAUAACCAUAUCAAAGUAAGCCGUGUAGUUCCUGAAAGUGGCCAUCCGUACUUGCUACGCCAAAACGCCUCAUCAACACAUCGAAUGUAUUUAUUCUAGAUCAUCGAGUCUUCAUAAAAAGCAUUAUACAUACAGGUAUAUAGUAAACAUAUUCUACUAUUUACAGGUAUGUAGUAAGCAUACUACAUACAGGUUUGUAGUAAACAUACUACAUUCAGGCGUUGUGCUAUAAAUACAUGACCAUACCAAUUUAGCCCCUAUAUUUCGUGAAAGUUUCCCUCCCUACGUGUUACCCUAAAUCGCCAAAUCGACACGUCGAAUGUAUGCAUUUACUAACGUACAAACUAGUAUUUAUAAAUAUACAUUAGUAAGACACUACCCAGUGACGUUGUGCCAUCAAAACAUGCCCAUAUCAAAACAGUUCGCGAAGCUGCCCUCCCUACUCGCACCUGGCCGACCCGCAUCGGCUGCGACGUCAGUGGGGCGGGAGCCCGGCGCGGGCGCGUGCCUUUAUCCGGCAUUGGGCCCGCCCCGCUGAUCGCCUACCUACGUAAUCCGCCACGACGGCGCGGCAGAACGCACCUCGGGUCGCGUCAACGGUCGCUGAAUCUCUCUCUUGCGGGCGGGGCGGAGCGGAGCGGGGCGGGGCGGCGCGGCGCGCUUUUCCUGCUGUGGCGUGCUGACGUCAGCCCCGCCGCAGCUACAUAAGAGCGGAAGAGCGCGCCUCCGCAUCAUCAGCGAGUCCGCCGCCGCCGCAGUCGUCGCUUCGCCUCCUGCGCUCAGCUCCGCUCCGCUCGCCUUGACGCCAUGAAGAGCCCCUCCGCCUCCUCCGUGCUGCUGCUAGCGCUGGCAGUGGUUGCGCUGGCGCACGUGGGCCGCGCUGCCGUUGCUCUCGAGAAGGUCGUCGAGAAUCCUAUGUAUCCUCGUCACUGUAAAGAUAGCAGUCUCAACAGAUAUUUUGCCGAUAGGACGUCGUGGUUCAUCUCUGGCCAGUGCCUAAAGAGAAACUGCAACUUUCCACACAUCAGUACAUUCUCAUGUGCAUCUGUGUCUGUGGAGCCCCCAUGCACCCUCGUCGUCGACAACACGCUACGAUAUCCUCAAUGCUGCCCGCAGGCCCGCUGUCCUUCAUUGGAAACCUCCAAUGUCGAUUACAAUGACAUAUAAAGACCGUCAUUCGGCCCCCUGCAUCCCCUGGGAGCAUGCGAUAUUGCGCUUGGUGCUUUAUCUUGCCUUCAAUCAUCAUCCAAAGUAAACUUUUAAAACAAUUGCCAAAUGUGUUUGCUCCAGUUGUGGCGAUCACAGAGACUAAUUUGGUAGAAUAUUGGUGAUACCAAAUCAAAAUAAUCAUAUGCACAUAAAAUGUGGAACAUACUUCCAUGUCACCUACUAGGACUAGUCUCAAACAUUUCAUCUUAAUUUAUGAUCUAUCAUCUCAUUUGUCAUCCUUACGGUGCCAUCUGGAAAGAAAUCGAAUAAUGUAAACUAAAUGUAUUUAUUUAAAGAUAUUAAAUUAAAUUAUAUUUAUUUCAAUGUAUGAGCAAUUAAUAAAGAAAAUCAAAUGUACCCAUUUUAAAACAUAUUGUCUCUAACAUAUAUUUCUCUUUUCUAAAACAAUUUUCUCAAUAAUGUUUUAACAUCAGGGAAUACUACAAAGUGACAAUUAACAACCGUAC
Gryllus bimaculatus (two-spotted cricket) is the source of this 1913-nucleotide messenger RNA. The record is from the annotation of a GenBank genome assembly. Lineage: Eukaryota; Metazoa; Arthropoda; Insecta; Orthoptera; Gryllidae.